Molecule: messenger RNA, 940 nt
Organism: Solanum stenotomum
Lineage: Eukaryota; Viridiplantae; Streptophyta; Magnoliopsida; Solanales; Solanaceae
Product: systemin-like
Exons: 11
Coding region: 117-725 (202 amino acids)
Source: RefSeq, a predicted model, not a curated record
AUAUCAACUUUUUAAAAUUAAAUUUGAUAUUUAGUUUAACUCGAUUUUCCAUUAACACCCCUAGUGAUGAGUAUAUAAAGCUCAGCUCUAAAGAGUUGAAAUAAACUAAGAAAACCAUGGAGACUCCUUCAUAUGAUAUCAAAAACAAAGGAGAUGAUAUGCAAGAAGAACUAAAGGUGAAACUUCACCAUGAGAAGGGAGGAGAUGAAAAAGAAAAAAUUAUUGAAAAGGAGGCUCCAUCCCAAGAUAUCAAGAACAGAGAUACCAUCACUUCAUAUGUUUUAAGAGAUGAUGCACAAGAAAUACCAAAGGUGGAACAUGAGGAGGGAGGAGAUGGAAAAGAGAAAAUAGUUGAAAAGGAGACUAUAUCCAAAUGUAUCAUCAAGAUUGAAGGAGAUGAUGCACAAGAAAAAAUAAAGGUGGAAUAUGAGGAGGAAGAAUAUGAAAAAGAGAAAAUAGUUGAAAAAGGGAGUCCAUCCCAAGAUAUCAACAACAAAGGAGAUGAUCCACAAGAAAAACCAAAGGUGGAACAUGAGGAAGGAGAUGAAAAAGAGACUCCAGCCCAAGAUAUCAUCAAGAUAGAAGGGGAGGGUGCACAAGAAAUAACAAAGGUGGUAUGUGAGGAAAGAGAGAAAAUUGUUAUACGAGCAGAUCUUGCGGUUCAUUCAACACCUCCAUCAAAGCGUGAUCCUCCCAAAAUGCAAACAGACAAUAAUAAACUCUAGAAUAUCCAAAAUCUAAUAAAUAAAAAUAUUUAUAAUUCAGAACGAUAAAUUAAAAUUCUGAAUUCGUCUUUGACAAAAGUAAGUCAAAUAUGUUAAUCGGACGAUAUUUGUCUUUUAUUGUAUUUUUAAGUGUAAUUUGGUUAUUGUACUUUGAGAAGAUUUCUUAGAUUGUAAUGUACUUGUGUUGCUUCCUUUCUUUUGACUUAUUUAUAUAA